Molecule: messenger RNA, 4390 nt
Organism: Oncorhynchus nerka (sockeye salmon)
Lineage: Eukaryota; Metazoa; Chordata; Actinopteri; Salmoniformes; Salmonidae
Gene: gnpat
Product: glyceronephosphate O-acyltransferase
Exons: 16
Coding region: 122-2122 (666 amino acids)
Biological process (GO): triglyceride biosynthetic process; ether lipid biosynthetic process; fatty acid metabolic process
Cellular component (GO): mitochondrial membrane; peroxisomal membrane
Molecular function (GO): glycerone-phosphate O-acyltransferase activity; glycerol-3-phosphate O-acyltransferase activity
Source: RefSeq, a predicted model, not a curated record
GGAAGUAGCCAUUCACAGCAGGGAAUUAUCCAGCGAGUCAAACAUAUAUAGCUAGCUUAAAUCUCUGCUGACGAUUCUUCAGCCAAAGCAGCAUCUAUGUUUUUAUGAUACCUGCUAAGGAAUGGCAUCAAAAACUCUUUAUUCGCAAAGGGACCCAAUGCUAAAGAGAGAUGGCUUUGAAGACAUUUUAGAAGAGAGGAGAAACUCCAGUGACUUGAAGUACGCGUUGAGGUGCUAUGCACCGGUUCUUUACAAGGGAGUCACUCCCUGCAAAGCAAACAUGCUCAAGAAUAUCGUUCUCCAAUCUGAUCAGCUACACUAUGUCAUUAAUCAAGUGUCACAAGAGUCUGGCGAGGCCCCUGACAUCAUCCAAGAAGAGGCCUCUGUCAUUCUGGAGGAGAUGGCCCACCGGCUCCAGAUCAGCACCGUCCGCUUCUUUGCCUUCGCUCUUAGUAAGGCCUUCAAAACCCUCUUCCAACAUGUCUGUGUCAACGAGGAGGGCAUCCAGAGACUCCAACAGGCCAUCCAGGAGCAUCCGGUGGUGUUGCUCCCCAGUCACCGUAGUUACAUGGACUUCCUGUUGAUGUCCUACAUCCUAUACACCUAUGACCUCGCCCUGCCUGUCAUCGCUGCAGGCAUGGAUUUCAUGGGGAUGAAGUUUGUUGGUGAGAUGCUCCGGAUGUCAGGAGCGUUCUUUAUCCGGCGCUCGUUUGGAGGAGACAAACUGUACUGGGCUGUGUUCUCAGAGUAUGUGAAGACCAUGCUGAGGAAUGGAUUUGCACCUAUUGAGUUCUUCUUAGAGGGUACAAGAAGCCGAACAUGCAAGUCCCUCACCCCUAAAUUAGGAUUACUGAAUAUCGUGAUUGAACCAUUCUUCAAAGGAGAAGUGUUUGAUGUCAACCUAGUGCCUGUCAGCAUCAGUUAUGAGAGGAUACUAGAGGAAUCUCUCUAUGCCAGAGAGCUCCUGGGAGUGCCCAAGCCUAAGGAGUCCACCUCUGGACUGUUGAAAGCCAGGAGAAUCCUCAGUGAAGACUAUGGCAGCAUUCAUGUGUACUUUGGCCAACCAGUGUCAGUACGGAGUCUGGCCCAGGGCAAGGUCAACCGCUCUACGUACAACCUUUUCCCAAGACACAUCCCUAGGAAGCCCAUGGAGGAGACCCAGUCAUUUGUGAAUGACACUGCCUACAGGAUAGUGCGUCUGCAGGAGGACAACAUGGUGCUGAAGCCCUGGGUCCUGAUGGCCUCCCUCCUCCUGCAGAACCUGGAGGGCCUGGAGCUGUCUGUGCUGACAGAGCAGACCGUCUGGCUCCGAGGCCUAGCCCUGUCUUAUGCUGCCUUCCUGGACUGGCCUGACCAUGCUCCCACAGCGAAGGUGGUGUCGUCCAGCCUGGCUCUCCACAGGGGCUUGGCCUGUGUCUCAGGGGGCCGGGUUAGUCUGGUGGUAGGGGAGCCCCUGGGCCCGGUGACCCCAGAGGAGGCUCUCUUUAACAGAGCCGUCAGCGUGCUCUCCUGUGCCUCCUACAGGAACCAGGUCCUUCACGUGUUCCUCCGGCCCGCCAUGCUGGCUGUGGCCAUGCACACUGCAGCCUCCUCUAAGAAGAAUGAAGUGUACAACUGCUUCAGCUUCCUUUGGGACAUGUUCUCCAAUGACUUCAUCCUCUGUCCUGGGGACACUGUCCAGGACUUUGAGGAGGCGUGUUACCUGCUGGUGAAGACUGGUGCUGUCCAGAUGCCGCAGCAGGACAUAGUGAUGACAGACAUAGGUCAGCCCACCCUCUCCUUCUUCAAUGGCCUGCUGGAACCAUUCCUACAAGGCUACCAGGUGGUGUGUCGGUACCUCUGUGAGGAGGCCAGUGAGGGCCUGACAGAGAAGCAGUACAUCAAUGCUGUCCGCAGCUUCGCUGUCAAACUCAUCCUAGCAGGAAACCUGAGGUGCUAUGAGGUGCUAUCGUCAGACAUGCAGAAGAAUGCUCUUGCCGCUUUGCUGCGUAUGGAUGCUGUAAGAAAGGUCAAAGUAGCUGAUCAAGUCACUCUCAUAGUGAACAAGAUGGCUGUGAACUCUAUAGACGAUAUACUGGGAGGCAAACUUCCCACUCAGAAAGCGCUCCUCGCUCGACUGUAGUUCACUCACUUCGCGGGCCAAUGAAAACUCUGGAGAGUAAACUCUGCCUUCAUUACCAUAAUGCCAAAUUUUCCAGGAGAGCAUAGCUUUGCUGACUACAAAGGUUGUUUGUCAUAGUUUUUUUUUAAAGGAACUUCACUGGUUUGCCAUCUGGGACACUGUUUUCACACACACAUGCUCUUCAAAGUUUUUAUAUGACAAAUAACACCAAAAUACUUAUUUUAGAUCUUCGCUCACACUAACUACGUGUCUGUCUAGAGACGUUUUACAUUUCCGAGGUUGCCAAAGUAAUUUAAAUAGUAACCAUUUUAAUUAACACGUUUUGUGCAAUCCCGUUGUUUUCUAACACUGCUUGGACUCAUUAAUAUCUUCUUCAUUUGUUAUUUUGGUGUUAUGGCGUCUGAUGUGGUAUUGCUGCUUGUGUAGUCUGUUAGUGUUUGUUUUGUGUUUGUGUUGGUGUGGACUUCUCCCUUUCUCCUCCUCUGGGAUCGUUGCCUUUGUGUGUUUUUCAGAGAAAUCAUUGUUACAAAAAUGGGGUCGCAUCAUGUUGUUUACAGACCGAAUUGAGGAUACCAGCCUAUUUAUGCAACGUUAACACUGGGUAGAUAAGAAAUUGUAUUUACUAUAUUUUAUUAUAUCAUAAAAACCGAUUUGGAGUAGAAACACCCCCUCUCAUGAUCAAAGCCAAAGAGUUUGGGAUUUCAUCAGAUAUGCUGAUGGUAUAAUAUCCAAACAUGAGAGCCAUAUGUUGUUUACAUCUGUUUUAUACACAUGUGCAGCGCUACAUAUCCAACUGCAUCAUUGUUACUCUGAUAUAGGAUGCCUAUUGUGGAAUACUCAGUUACAUCUUAAGACCUAAGAUCACAAAGGUAACCUGACCACUGAGGAUUUGCCGUAAUCUCUCCUUUCCUAUACUUCCUGGUUUGUUUAUUGUGACCGAAGUAUGUUUCUGAACUGUUUUGAUAUGACUGUUUACAAUGCGGAUUUGACAAAAACAUGAAGAAUGUGACCAUUACAUUUACAUUUAAGUCAUUUAGCAGACGCUCUUAUCCAGAGCGACUUACAAAUUGGUGCAUUCACCUUAUGACAUCCAUGAUCUCUGUUACCAAGUGCAGCAGAUGCUUUGACUGCUGGUCUCCUGCCAAAGUAUACAUGUCUAUGUUACCCUACCAUUCUGUCAUGUAUAGUAGGGUGCAAUGUGUAUGUGUUUUUGAUGUGGAAUUAAUGUUGUUCUAACAUUAAUGACUACUGUUGCAGUAAUGUAACAUUGAACUAUAUGACAGUGUGUGGCAGUUAACUGUGAUCAAUGAUGCUUUUUGAAGUAAAUCUACAGGCAGAAUAAAGAAUUUGAAAUAAUGGUAGAUGGUCUGACUGUUCUGAGGACUAGGGGAAUGUUGUGGUUAUCUAUAGGCAGGAAUGUUUAUGACCUUCCCAUAGAUGGCAGGCUUGCUCCUCUUCUAUGAAAUGCUGUAGGUUGUUGAUUUCUAGGGAAGUAAUGUGGAUGGACGUGUCAUAUCAGGGAAGUAUUUUCCAUCAUGUUGUUUUGUGGUCAUGCUGCUGAGUAAGAUAAUACAGCCAGCAAAUCCCCUAGCUUCCAUCAAUUUUUGUCUGACAUACUGUUGGGUUCUCUAAAGUCACCACACUCUAUUUACCUUCUCAAUCCAGGCCUCUGAGCUCUUUUAACAGCUAUAUCAGCACUUAGAUUUUUUUUCUCAUGACAUGCUUUAUUUAAGGGGCAUGAACCAGAUUAACUCUGUUCAACUGAAGUGCUGCUGCUGGGGCUCUGUGGAAAACAGGUUAGGCCAGUCAGGUGGGUUUUCCCAUCUAUGGAAGUGCAGUUAAAAAAUAAAACAAUGUUUUUAACACCCAUCUUUGCUUUUCCUAUUACUCUGUGUGCUACUGGGAGUUGUGGCCUCAUCAUGAAUGUGAGAUAUAGUCACUGAAAUGGGUUGAUGCCUAGUAGUUAACCUUGGACAGUCUGAUUUCAUUAAUUUCAUUGAAUACAUCCUGCCUAAAUACAAACACCAUUAGCCUUGGCAAUUUGCAUCGUGGCGUAAUACCCACCUGAACAUAUACAGUGCAUUCGGAAAGUAUUCAGACCCCUUCACUUUUUCCACAUUUUGUUGUUUUACAGCUUUAAUAUAAAAUGUAUUGAAUUGUUUUUUCCCCUCAUCAAUCUACAUACAAUACCCCAUAAUGACAAAUCAAAACAGGUUUUUAUACAUUUUCAAGCUGUAUGAAAAAUAAAAGCAGAAAUAUCACAUUUUA